AUGGCGUAUUUUUACAUUGUUUUUUUGGGAUUAUUAGUUACCUACAUUGGGGUAGUUUCUUCUACAUUCGUGUGGAAACAUCACAAUAAUGAGGAGUUACCCUUAGUUUUGGAAGAAAUUCACGAAAAGUGCCCAAAUAUUACAAGAGUAUAUGUACUAACCGAACCAUCUGUUAGAAAUGUUCCCCUUUAUGUCAUUGAGUUUUCUGAUAGCCCUGGUUUCCAUCAACCAUAUAAGCCAGAAGUGAAGUAUGUUGGUAACAUUCAUGGAAAUGAAGUACUUGGCCGGGAGCUUUUGCUGGGUCUCGCUAAUUACCUUUGCGAACGAUACUUAAACCACGAUCGCAAAAUUAAGACCCUCAUCCAUACCACCCGGAUUCAUUUGCUGCCAGCAAUGAACCCUGACGGAUGGCAGCUUUCCUCUGAAACGGGGGCGAACGAUUUUCUCAUUGGCCGUAACAACAAUCACUCUGUGGAUUUGAACCGAAAUUUUCCUGAUCUUGACGCAAUCACAUUCGAGUUGGAACGGCAAGGAAUUAGUCAUAAUAAUCAUUUGUUAAGAGAUGUCACUCGUUUGACAGCACCGGUGGAACCCGAAACUCGGGCUGUAAUAAGAUGGAUGAUGGCUAUUCCAUUCGUGCUUAGCGCAGCUCUCCAUGGUGGAGACUUGGUUGCCAAUUAUCCGUACGAUGAAAGCAGGAGUGGAGCUCCCGUUUCAGAGUAUUCAGCCAGUCCUGACGAUGAUACUUUCAGGGACUUAGCGAUGACAUACGCCGAGUCCCACGCAGAUAUGGCUGAUCCAAAGAGGCAGGGAUGCCGUAUCUCCAAUGACGAUACAACCUCGUACAACUUCGGGAAACAGGGUGGAGUUACUAACGGGGCGGCUUGGUAUAGCUUGAAAGGAGGUAUGCAAGAUUUCAGUUACCUAGCAACCAAUGCAUUCGAAGUGACCCUAGAACUCGGUUGUAAGAAAUAUCCCCCAACGGAAGAGUUAGAAGAAGAAUGGCACAAAAAUCGCGAAGCAUUACUUGCGUUUAUAUGGAAAGCGCAUAUUGGGAUAAAAGGAAUAGUUGGGGAUGACUCUGGAUUUAUUAAAAACGCAAUCAUAUCUGUGGUGAAUAUUACGGGACCGGUGCCGAGACCAAUUCGACAUGACAUAACUACAGGUGACUACGGCGACUACUACCGCCUCCUUACCCCGGGCCACUAUGAGGUGACCGCCAGCCAUCCCGGAUACUUCUCCGUGUCACGAGUGGUUACUGUACCGCAUCAUCAGACCGCUGCUAGGAUCCUAAACUUCAAGUUAGAGCCAAAGACGAGUUGGUUCGACGACUACACAACGUACGGAUCAUACCCAUACGGACUCCGCGAUGGUCAGCCAAGGAUUUAUAAGCGAUCGCUUUACGAACAAGUCACCAACAUGAUGCUAGAGAAAAAGGACACGAAACAUUAG
Pieris macdunnoughi is the source of this 1452-nucleotide messenger RNA. The record is from the annotation of a GenBank genome assembly. NCBI's taxonomy places the organism in Eukaryota, Metazoa, Arthropoda, Insecta, Lepidoptera, Pieridae.